GUCAUCGCGUUGCGGGUUCGUGUGUGUGAGUGCUUCGUGCUGUUGGUUUUGUGUUUUCUUAAUUUAACAUUUAAGUUAAAAGUUAUAUAUUUUGUGUUGAUUUUGUUAUUACAAAUAAUGCGCCCGAUUUCCAACAUUGCUCGAGCACACAUCAAUUCAUAAAACAGUCAGUCACUAUUUGGAUGAGGAUGCAACGCUUGUGGCAUAUGCUGCAUGCGUUGCUGCUGCUGCAGCUGGUUGCAGCGCAAAGCGAUAGCAGCUACUACAACGUACAACAGCAACAACAACAGCAGCAACAACAACUGCUGCAACAGAAACUACAACAACAGCAACAACAGCCUCUGCUGCCACAGCCCACAUCAGCAUACGAUAACAAUAAUCCAUUAUAUGGAACGAAUCUCAAUCCAAAUUUGAAUCCCAAUCUAAAUCCGAAUCCAACUGUAUAUCGCAACGAUGGCAGCUACAAUGAUUUAGGCACUCAGGAUGACUAUAAUAAACGACUGAGCGGCGGCGGCGUUGGUGGCUAUGAUGACGACGAGCCCAGUUUGCAGCGUGGCAAGUCGGCGUACAAUACGAAAAAUAUUUUUCUAGAGACAUUGCAUAAUCGAGAGCCCACGUACUUUAUUGUUGCCUCUCGCAUGGUGCGUCCUGGCUUAAUCUACCAGGUAUCAGUCUCGAUACUCCAGGCUAAAUAUCCCAUCACUGUGCAUGCCAGUAUCUCGUGUGAUGGCGUUCAAGUUAGUGGCGAUUCCAAGGAUGUGAAGGAAGGUGUACCCGAAACUUUGCUCAUGCGUAUACCGCCCACAAGUGUAACGGGAAAUUAUAGACUACGCGUUGAGGGCUUCUAUCAGGAUGUCUUUGGCGGCGUUGCCUUUUUGAACGAUACGCGACUUGACUUUUCACAGCGCUCAAUGACCAUUUUUGUGCAGACCGACAAACCGCUCUACAUGCAGGGCGAGACGGUGCGCUUCCGUACGAUACCGAUUACCACAGAACUGAAGGGCUUCGAUAAUACCAUCGAUGUCUAUAUGCUGGAUCCCAAUGGGCACAUACUGAAGCGUUGGCUUUCCCGUCAAUCGAAUUUGGGCUCCGUUUCGCUGGAAUACAAACUCUCGGAUCAGCCAACAUUUGGUGAAUGGACAAUUCGUGUGAUUGCCCAGGGCCAGAAGGAGGAGAGCCACUUCAGUGUCGAGGAAUACUAUCAAACACGCUUCGAAGUCAACGUCACAAUGCCUGCGUACUUCUUUACCACCGAUCCGUACAUCUAUGGCCGAGUUAUGGCCAACUUUACCAGUGGUCUGCCCGUGCGUGGCAAUCUAACGCUGAAGGCCACCAUACGACCCAUUGGCUACUUUAGCAAUCAGGUGCUGAAUGAGAAAUUCCGUUUGGGUCGCUCGCCGCUGGAGCAAAUGAAUUUGUAUAACGAUCGCUUUCGCUAUAAUAAUCCCAAUCAAAAUCCAAAUCAGCAAUUCAAUGUACCCGCUCAGCUGCCACAGGAUGGCGUGGAUCUAUCGCAGGAGUUGCUCUAUCGCAACCAAUAUAUAGUGGAGCGUAGCUAUCAAUUUGAGGAAGAAUGGCCAUUCUGGGUGCGCAAGCCGGAGGUACUGGAUAACUAUGAUUCCUGGACGAGCAGCUAUCGCAAUAGUUUGCCCUAUUUGAGGUACUUCAAUGGCACCUUUGACUUUAAAUGGCCGCUGCGCGAAUUGGAGAUGCUUGUGCCGAAUAUGGCCAAUAUGGAGGUGCUCAUUACGGCGACUGUUGGCGAGAAAUUCUAUGAUGAGAUCAUCAGCGGCUAUUCCGUGGCGCGUGUCUACAAUUCCAGUUUGCGUGUCGCUUUUCUCGGCGAAUCGCCGCAGGUCUUUAAGCCGGCAAUGCCUUUCACUACCUAUCUAGUUGUGGAAUAUCAUGAUGGCUCACGCAUCGAUCCCUAUUUGUUGCGCCAGGGUCUAAUGGAGGUCAGCGGCUUCGUGGAGAGUCGCAAUGGCGGACGCCGUGAGUGGCCGGCUCAGCGUUUGCACAUGUCCCAGCAAACGGAUGGCGUUUGGGAGCUGAAGAUUGAUAUACGCCAUGAUCUGCAGCUGGAUGAACGUCCACAGUCGAGGGACUUCCUCAAUGGCAUACAGAAUAUGCGCUUGCAGGCUGUCUUCGUGGAUCCGAGAGGUGAACGCAUUCAAACCGAAUUGUUGCUCGUCGCACAUUAUUCGCCGCGCAAUCAACACAUCAAGAUUACCACCAGUACGGAGCAGCCUGUUGUGGGAGAGUACAUCAUCUUCCACAUUCGCACCAAUUUCCACUUGGAGGAGUUCAACUAUCUAAUCAUGUCCAAAGGCGUUAUCUUGAUCAAUGAUCGGGAGCCCAUUGUCGAAGGUAUACGCACCAUUGCGGUGGUUCUUAGCGCUGAGAUGGCGCCGGUGGCCACUUUGGUGGUUUGGAAGAUCACCCAGCAGGGUCAAGUGGUUGCCGAUUCGCUAACCUUCCCCGUCAAUGGCAUUUCACGUAACAACUUUACGGUCUACAUUAACAAUCGUAAAGCGCGCACAGGUGAAAAGGUAGAGGUUGCCAUCUUUGGUGAACCGGGCUCCUAUGUGGGUCUAUCUGGCAUCGAUAGCGCCUUCUAUACCAUGCAAGCGGGCAAUGAGCUGACCUAUGCCAAAAUUAUAACAAAAAUGUCAAACUUCGAUGAGCAAACGAAUGGCACAUACAAACGCAUUUGGUACUCCCACGAGGGUAAUCCCGAUGAGCUUGUCUAUUUCCCGGCUUCCUCCUUUGGCGUCGAUGCGAAUCGCACGUUCGAGUAUAAUGGAUUGAUAGUCUUUACGGAUGGCUAUGUGCCACGCCGGCAGGAGAGCUGCAAUCGCACCUUGGGCUAUGGCGAAUGCUUGAGUGGACGUUGCUAUCGGCUGGAUAAACAUUGUGAUGGAAUCUUCGACUGCGACGAUGGCACCGAUGAGAUCGGCUGCCGGGUUCAAAAUGAUACAGAGCUCUUGAAUUAUCGCAAAUAUCGUUUCAAUCGCGUGCUGCGGCACUACGAGAACGUUUGGCUAUGGAAGGACGUGAACAUUGGUCCACAUGGACGAUUUAUAUUCAACGUGGAUGUGCCCGAUCGUCCCGCCUAUUGGAUGGUCAGCGCUUUCAGUGUCAGUCCAUCGAAAGGUUUUGGCAUGCUGAAUCGUGCCCUGGAAUACGUUGGAGUCCAGCCGUUCUUUAUCAAUGUGGAAAUGCCAACGGUUUGUCGACAGGGCGAGCAGGUGGGCAUACGUGUCACGGUCUUCAACUACAUGACCACGCCCAUUGAGGCAACCGUAGUGCUGCACGGCAGUCCGAACUAUAAAUUUGUGCAUGUCGAAGAGGAUGGCAUCGUGCGCAGUUAUAAUCCAAGGACGAGCUUCGGCGAGCAUCAGUUCUUUAUCUAUUUGGAUGCACAAGGCACGACAGUGGUCUAUGUGCCAGUGGUGCCGCAGCGACUGGGCGACGUGGAUGUGACACUGCACGUGGCCACGCUAUUGGGCACGGAUACGAUAACCCGUACACUGCACGUCGAAUCGGAUGGCUUGCCGCAAUAUCGUCAUCAAUCGGUUCUGUUGGAUUUGUCGAAUCGUGCCUAUGUGCUGGAGUAUAUGCAUGUGAAUGUGACACAAACACCGGAAAUACCUUACCAAGUGGAUCGUUACUUUGUCUACGGCUCAAAUCGUGCGCGAAUCUCUGUCGUUGGCGAUGUGGUGGGACCCAUAUUCCCAACGAUGCCCGUCAACGCGAGCUCGCUGCUAUAUCUGCCCAUGGAGUCAGCCGAACAGAAUGCCUUCAGCUUCGCCGCCAAUCUAUAUACGAUUAUGUAUAUGCGUCUGAUCAAUCAGCGUAACAAGACGCUGGAGAGGAACGCCUUCUAUCACAUGAACAUUGGCUAUCAGCGGCAACUGAGCUUCAUGCGUGCCGAUGGCAGCUUUUCGCUGUUCCGUUCCGAUUGGAAUAAUUCGGCGUCGUCUGUGUGGUUGACCAGCUACUGCUUGCGCAUCUUCCAGGAGGCCUCGUUCUAUGAGUGGGAGAAUUUCAUUUGGAUUGAUGCCACCAUCAUUGAAAAGAAUAUGCGCUGGCUGCUGCAGCAUCAAACGCCGGAGGGUGCUUUCUAUGAGGUCACCUGGUUGCCGGAUCGUAAAAUAAAUCGUACCAACUUUGCCAGCUACACAAGUUUACGGAAUCGUAAUAUCACCUUGACCUCACAUGUGCUCAUCACCCUGGCCACCGUUAAGGAUCUAUCUGGAACGCUUGGCUCGCGCGUGGCGCUGGCCACACAGCGUGCCGUUGCUUGGAUCGAACGAAAUAUGCAAUUCUUAAAGGAUACGCCGGAACCGUAUGAUGUGGCAAUUACGGCGUACGCUCUACAACUCUGCAAUUCACCUAUUGCGGAGCAUGUGUUCAGCAUAUUGCGGCGACAUGCCAGAACCAUUGGCGACUUUAUGUAUUGGGGCAAUCAGGAGUUGCCGCAACCGCCGCGUAAACUGGAAAAUCAGAAAUGGUUCUCCCUGCCCCGACUGCCAUAUGAAUACGAUUCGUUAAAUAUCGAGACAACAGCGUAUGCAUUGUUGGUCUAUGUGGCACGUCGUGAGUUCUUCGUGGAACCGAUUGUUAGAUGGCUGAAUGCACAGCGUUUGAAUGAAGGCGGCUGGGCAUCCACGCAGGAUACUAGCACAGCGUUGCGUGCCUUGGUCGAGUAUACCGUACGUUCACGUAUACGUGAUGUGUCCUCAUUAAGUGUGGAGAUUGAAGCAUCCUCCCAGGGUGGAAAGACACAGGAGCUGCGCAUCGAUGACACCAAUUUGGCCAGGCUACAGAGCAUUGAGAUACCUGAUGCUUGGGGUACCAUUAAGGUGCAGGCCAAGGGCGCUGGCUAUGCUAUACUGCAGAUGCAUGUUCAAUACAAUGUGGAUAUAGCCAAAUUCCAAACGAAGCCACCGGUGCCAGCAUUUGGGCUGCAUACAAAUGCCAUAUUCCAUGGCAGAAAUCAGUCUCACAUCUCAUACGUAGCCUGCCAAAACUGGGUAAACACACAGGAAUCGGAACGUUCGGGCAUGGCUGUACUGGAUGUGGCUAUACCCACUGGCUAUUGGAUACAGCAACAGAAACUGGAUAGUUAUGUAUUAAGCAAUCGUGUGCGCAAUUUGCGACGAGCACGUUACUUGGAACGCAAGAUUGUCUUCUAUUUUGAUUAUCUGGAUCAGGAGGAUAUCUGCGUUAACUUUACCAUAGAGCGCUGGUAUCCAGUGGCCAACAUGUCACGUUAUCUGCCUGUGCGCAUUUAUGACUACUAUGCACCGGAGCGCUUUAACGAAUCCAUCUUCGAUGCUCUGCCCACAUAUCUGCUAAAUAUUUGCGAGGUAUGUGGCAGUUCGCAAUGCCCCUACUGUUCCAUCUAUAAUGUGGGCUGGCGGUCUUCGAUGUCCUUCUCGCUAUUGUUCUUUAGCGUAUUUAUUUAUCUGCUGCGCAGUCGUACGCAUCUAGUGCUCCAAACUCUACAUCUGUUUACCUAGACGAGGUCCAUCCAUCCAUCUAGCCACCCACCCAUGUCUAACAACCAAACACAAAUUAUGUUUAGCUUAUUAGCUUUGAAUUCGAAUGAGUGUUGAGUUUUUAUAGUUGGAUUUAUUAUUUCAGUUUUGUUUUUAUUUUUUUUUACGAAAUUGCAUUCCGUCCUGACGUUUAUUAUAUGUUCAACUGCUAGCAAUUUAUUAUUAUUUUGUAAUCAACGUUUAAAUCGUAAUCUCGAAAUAUGUACAAAAAAAGAAAAAAAAACUGCAUCCAAAUGGACAAUUGCUUUUGUAAUUUGACCAACCACAGAAAUGAAAUAUCAAACUUUAUGUACACAAACCAUUAACUU
This is a messenger RNA of Drosophila hydei, 5872 nucleotides long. RefSeq names its product CD109 antigen (gene Mcr). Gene Ontology annotation, cellular component: extracellular region. The transcript is spliced from 7 exons. Lineage: Eukaryota; Metazoa; Arthropoda; Insecta; Diptera; Drosophilidae. The record is from RefSeq and is a predicted model, not a curated record. Gene Ontology annotation, molecular function: endopeptidase inhibitor activity; protein binding. Bases 183 to 5525 code for a protein of 1780 amino acids.